AUGCAGCCUCAGCCAAGGCGACAGCAGCCGCCUCCACAACGGAUGCCACCGCCUAAUGGUGGACCACCGCCACCAGGGCAAUAUAUGCGACAGCAACAAGGUCCACCACGACCUAUGGGAGGACCAGGCGGAAUGUACGCUCCUUCGCCGGGCAUGGGUGGACCGAUGGGCCCACCCAUGGGUCCACCUAUGGGUCAAGGAGGCAACUAUCCGCCACCCAACAUGCGGCCUCGUCCGCCGCCUAAUAUGUCUAAUAUGAUGCCCAUGGGCAACCAGAUGCCGAUGAACGGACCUCCUCGACAGAUGGGUGGACCAAUGCCUAUGGGAGGACCGAUGCCGAUGGGACAGAGACCAAUGGGCGGACCGAAUAUGCCUCCGAUGGGUAGACCUAGCCCACCCCCAAACAUGGGUCCGCCUCGACCCAAUCCCAAUAUCCCAGGGUACAGAGUCCCACAACCAGGACCAGGAAUGGGGCCAGGAAUGGGACCAGGUAUGGGGCUAGGACCAGGAUCAGGAAUGGGAUCAGGACCAGGGUCUGUAUCAAGUUCUGUUGGCUCUAGUAGCUCGGCCCAGUCUGCACCGCUCUCCAUCUAUGGAGGCAUGGGAUCACCAUCAAACAAACAAAGCUCCAAUGUUUCCACGCCUGCUUACGCUUCUGGGCAUUCCCCCCUGGUGCCGAUCAACUAUCAGCCAAAGACUUCUCAUACAGGGACACCGCCUUCCAGACCUGUGCAGACGUCGAGUCCUAGUCCAACUCCAGGACCCGCCCCAGUGUUAGCAUCCAGUCCUGCAGUCAUGGCGCCACCCAAUCCUCUGCGCCGAGAAAACUCGUCACCAAAGAUCCGCAAGGAAAUACCUGCGAUCUCUGGUCGCAACGAUGCUUCCUCUUCUCCCCAAAUCCGAAAUGAGGCACCAAUACCCUCGCCUGUUGCACGAAAGGAAGUGCCUCUGACAGCACCCAAAGCACCCGUCCGAAGAGAUACAGCGUCAUCAUCAAAGUCUCAGAAGGAGGCAUCAUCAAAGUCCCAGAAGGAGGCAUUGUCGCCAGUCUUGAAGAAGGAAAAUGCUGUGCCCCAACGUAAGGAAACCCCGACUCAACCACAACAGCCAAUGCGCAAGAAUCUGAUUUCAAUGUCCUCGCCAUCACCAUCAUCUAUGAGCCGCCAGCCGGACAACUCGGAUCGACGACCAGUCGUGGAAAUUGCACAGUUUGCGAAGGAGGGCUUCAAUCACGAAGAAUAUCUGACGCAAAACUUGGCUACCGCAAGCGAGGAGACAAUCCGCAGCUUUCUACAGUCACUCAAGGAUUCAAAAUCGCUGGCGGCUGAGGAUCUGCAGGAGAACGUGUUUAAGAACUACAACGAAUUUGUUACUAUUUCAAAGGAAAUUUCAAAGCUGGAGAGCGACAUGCAGACUUUGCGUGGACUGUUAGACGAUCUAAAAUCUGCGAGUGACAAUCUUAUGGACGAUGACGAUGAAUUCUUGCUGACUGCAGGCAUCGAGGAUUCUGCUCCUGUAGUGCCAAAACGAAUGACGGUGAUGGUGUCGAGCAUGUCAGACCUGACGUCUGUUUGGAAGGCACAAAUGAUGGCGCUAUGGGAAGGUAUCGAAGGCGCACAGAAAAUGCUGCCAUACCAUCCCAAACGACAUCUGAUCCGCGAGUCACCGAGCUUUGUGGAAGUGAACACAACGACAAACAAGAUCAGGCAUCCCGUCCAUAUUGUUUUGAUGAAUGAUACUAUCCUCAUUGCAACCCGUAAGAAAAAAACGGCAGCCAACUCGAAGUACAAACUGCUCGGGGACCGCUGCUGGCCAUUAACAGAGAUUACAAUCGAUGACAUGAAGGACACCACAGAGAUCCGAAAUGCAAUCAAAAUCACGCAUGGCGAUGAAGUAUUUGUAUAUAAGACUGAGAAGGGACAAGAAAAGCAGACCAUGCUGGUCAAUGCAAAGCGUACUACGGAUGAAAUGCUCGCACGAUCCAACGAAUCACGCAACAAAGGACUAUUUGGAUUCACUCCCGCGAUGCCCAACCGCACAGGAAUGAAGUUCAGAGCGUCGGUCACCUCUAGUCAGCCAGACGCACGAUGGCUUGCAGAAUUCACAGAUGAACUCGAUGUUAUGAUCGCGCAGAGGGAACUUGACGGUGCAGUUGCAGGCAUCGAGAAAGCUACUGUGAUGCUCUCACAAAUGACCUUGCCGGCGACCAAAUUGGAAGAGACAAGGAAGCGUUUGGAUGAGCGCGUUGCCCGCUUGUCUAAAGUCAUCAUUCUGGAUCUCGGGCAGUCUCACAUCACAAAAACUGCAGUCCAACGGGAUGUUGGAUGGCUGGAGCGGCUGGGAUGUCUCGAUCAAGCGAGAGAUGUCUUUUUGAACAACAGGACCAAAGUCGUUCGACAAAGAAUCAGUCGAGUGAAACCAAAGAGAGAUCCCAUGUUGCACGUUGAGGAGCUGGCUAUGAUUGUGUUUACCUCCAUCAAAAACACGUCUGAAUGGUUUGAGCUUUCGUUCAAGGAUCCAAAGCUGUCGUCGGCGCUUGUAAAGUGGGCUAAGCAGGAGAUCGAGUACUUUGCGGAAUUUUAUAAGAACAUUGUCUUUGGAGCUGAGCAAAGCAACUUUCAAGCCAUCGCAGACUGCGCAAGAGUCACCAACGAGCAGUGCAAUAAGCUGAAGGACAUAGGGUUGGAUCUGUCUUUUGUACUGGAAGCUGUGCUUAUGCCGUACUUGAUUGAGACAAUUGCCGAGCAUGAAAGACGCUGCUUAGAAAGGAUGGACGCCAUCAUUGAGCAUGACGAUUUUGCAGCCAUGUCUGGAGAGGAACUGGGUAUGGAUACUAAGCCUUUGUGUUUCGCACGCUCGACAACACCUCUUUCAGCAAGCAUGAUUGCCUUUUAUACGGUCAUGCUGCAGUUCGUAAACAACAUCUGCCUGAUCGGCAGCUUGACACUCUAUAGCAGAAUCGUGGAUAGCGUUGCAAUAUUGUUCAAGGCAUACGUGAACAGGACAAUCCAGGUGUAUGAGGAGAAGGGCAUGACGGACGAUCAGCGCACUAUUGUUAAUUCAAACUUUCAGUUCAUUUCCGAGAGUUUUAUAUCCAGAGUGAUUGUGCAGCUGAGGCACCGUUUUGACAGACCUAUUCCUGAGCUAGAGGCUGUCCGAGAGGAGCUCGGAGGCGUCGAGUUGUAA
Messenger RNA from Gamsiella multidivaricata, 3186 nucleotides. RefSeq lists its product as uncharacterized. Gene Ontology annotation, biological process: Golgi to plasma membrane transport; exocytosis; intracellular protein localization. Gene Ontology annotation, cellular component: exocyst. The transcript is spliced from 14 exons. Bases 1 to 3186 code for a protein of 1061 amino acids. The record is from RefSeq and is a predicted model, not a curated record. Lineage: Eukaryota; Fungi; Mortierellomycota; Mortierellomycetes; Mortierellales; Mortierellaceae.